Molecule: messenger RNA, 4500 nt
Organism: Cololabis saira (Pacific saury)
Lineage: Eukaryota; Metazoa; Chordata; Actinopteri; Beloniformes; Belonidae
Product: probable ATP-dependent RNA helicase ddx6
Exons: 13
Coding region: 951-2408 (485 amino acids)
Biological process (GO): P-body assembly; cytoplasmic stress granule assembly
Cellular component (GO): P-body; cytoplasmic stress granule
Molecular function (GO): mRNA binding; RNA helicase activity; ATP binding
Source: RefSeq, a predicted model, not a curated record
AGGACGGCGACGGUGUUGAUUUAAAGGAAGAAGAAACACAAUAGAGACGAUUUAUAUCAACAGAUUUCCAGCGAAUUCUAAGAGAAAACAUUCAUCUACCGGACACAGAUUAUCGCUUGAGAACCAACGCAGACAUCGAGGUGGUACGGACGAAGUUGUGGGCCCGGAUGUUCUUGAAGGCAGUGGGUUGGUCAUCAGCCACGUUUCCACACUUCGCAGCCCGAGAAGGUCAAACACCUGGAGGACGACGACGACGCACACUGAAGACUCGACAAGGGUGGAAAGCUCCCGAGCUUUGGACUAGUUAACCCUUCGUAGAAUCUUUACCUUUCCACACAUGGAACGACGCGCCUCCGCGCAGUGGAAAUAAGCAGAACUACAGACUACAUGACUUUGGGGACGGACUUGUACAAAGUUGGACAUCCUUUUUUUUUUCAUGAACAGGGAUACUGAGCAGCUUUUAUGGACUCAAAGUGGAGCGCAAAAGUAAAUACUGUGUUGAACUGAAAUUAUAUUGAAGAAGCUAUUCCCCAAGUGCAGAUUGCCUUAGUUGUUCUGUUUCAGGACUUGAGCCGCUUUGAUACUUGUUCACAUAUAAUUUUCUAUAUUGUGGACGAGUAUAUUCAUGCAUAUGAAUGCAAAUUUCUCUUCAUUUUGAAGAGUUGUUGUGUAAAAACUAAUUUUUUGUCGCUUUUGUACGUCAGUCACUCUGUUGUUGAAGGGGACCGAACUGCACGUACGUGUUUAUAUGUAAAUACUACCGAUCCGCUUCUGUUGUGAAAGCUUUGGACUUCAAAAAAACAACACAAAAAAAACUAGACGAUAUCGUUUAAUGCUUUAUUGAACUUUUUUUUUUAUUUUUUGAAGAAAAACAUUUUUAAAAAUCUAAACCUAAGAGGCAAAAAUCUUAGACUCUGAAGGACAAAAGGAGCGAACAGAAGUCAGGAAUAAUGGCGACCGCCAGAACGGAAAGCGCCGGCCCCGUCGUCAUGGCGCUGGGUAAACAGAACGGGCAGCUCCGAGGACAGAGUAAACCCGCCUCGGUCCUGGGGGCGCCCACCUCUCAAGGGAAGGGUCUGGGCGCCCCCCAGAAAGUGGGCGGCGCCCCUCAGGACGGGGGAGGAAUCAAGUUCGGAGACGACUGGAAAAAGAGCCUACAGCUCCCCCCCAAAGACACUAGGGUCCGAACCUCGGAUGUCACGGCCACCAAGGGGAACGAGUUUGAAGAUUACUGUCUGAAAAGGGAACUCCUGAUGGGCAUCUUUGAGAUGGGCUGGGAGAAACCUUCACCGAUCCAGGAGGAGAGCAUCCCCAUCGCGCUGUCUGGGCGGGACAUCCUGGCUCGGGCCAAGAACGGGACGGGGAAAAGUGGCGCCUAUCUCAUCCCGCUGCUGGAGAGGAUAGACCUGAAGAAGGACCACAUACAGGCCAUGGUCAUGGUGCCCACGCGGGAGCUGGCGCUGCAGGUGAGCCAGAUCUGCAUCCAGAUCAGCAAACACCUGGGAGGGGUGAAGGUCAUGGCCACCACUGGCGGCACCAACCUGCGGGAUGACAUCAUGCGCCUGGAUGAGAUCGUGCACGUGGUCAUCGCCACCCCCGGCAGGAUCCUGGACCUGAUCAAGAAGGGCGUCGCCAAGGUGGACCGAGUCAUGAUGAUGGUGAUGGACGAGGCGGAUAAACUGCUCUCUCAGGACUUCGUGGUGCUCAUCGAGGACAUCAUCAGCUUCCUGGCCAAGAACCGGCAGAUCCUGCUCUACUCUGCAACCUUCCCCAUCAGCGUUCAGAAGUUCAUGGCCAAGCACCUUCAGAAACCCUACGAGAUCAACCUGAUGGAGGAGCUGACUCUGAAGGGCAUUACUCAGUACUACGCCUACGUCACCGAGCGGCAGAAAGUCCACUGCCUCAACACACUGUUCUCCAGGCUUCAGAUCAACCAAUCAAUCAUUUUCUGUAACUCCACCCAGAGGGUGGAGCUCUUGGCCAAAAAGAUCACCCAGCUGGGCUACUCCUGUUUCUACAUCCAUGCCAAGAUGAUGCAGGAAUACAGAAACCGCGUUUUUCACGACUUCAGAAAUGGUCUCUGCAGAAACCUCGUCUGCACCGAUCUCUUCACCAGAGGAAUCGACAUCCAGGCUGUGAAUGUGGUCAUCAACUUCGACUUCCCCAAGAACGCAGAGACGUACCUGCAUCGCAUCGGGAGAUCAGGGAGGUUCGGUCACCUGGGCCUGGCCAUAAACCUGAUCACGUCGGAGGACCGUUUCAACCUGAAGGCCAUCGAGGACCAGCUGGUGACCGACAUCAAGCCCAUCCCCAGCAGCAUCGACAAGAGCCUCUACGUGGCCGAGUUCCACUCGGGCUCCGACGGCGACAUCGAGGAGAAGCCGGGUCGCCCGCAGGACAGCGCCUAAGGCAGACGUCAGCGCACGCACACAGGCUCCAGGCGACUCUUCAUCUUCACCCUCAUCCCUCGUUCUCGGAGCCACAUGGAUUCCUUCUUAGUUUCCCCUCAUCGUUCUGUAAACAGAAAACCCCAAACCGCUGCGUUGCUCCGACUCCAGCUGAGCCGCGUCCUCGUCGCUAGCAGCAGCCGCUCCAGUCCGACCUCCGACCCCCCCCAGCAUCCAGCCCCGGUUCUGUCCCACCCCACACUGCUGUUGUCACUUAAGUGCCUUACUUCCUCCACCCGCCGCCCGCCGGUACGAGCACAAACUCCCACCUCCACCCCGGUCUCCACCAACCCGCGUUAUGCAAGCGAGGACGACGCCACGCCGCUUCUGAAACCCCCCCGAGUCUCGGUGAACGUUGCAAUAAAAACGGCAGCUUUAUUUGAACCCUGCGCGACUGUUUCUGCUCCCCGAGUGACCCGGUCGGCCCAAACACCAACCCGAGUGACCCGGUCGGCCCAAACACCAAACCCCAGCACAGAUCGAACCCGCGACCACAAAGGAAAGUUUCUGUUUUGCUUUUCUUUUUCUUUUUUUUUUUUUUUUUUUAAUUUUUAAAUAAUCAAGAUCCAUGUUUCGGCUGGUGGGAACCGUUACACCCGGCGGCGGCUGCUGCUGGCGCACAGAGACCUGGUUCCCUGGUUCCCGGGUCUGUACGGGACGGCUAGCGGGUUCAGAGGCGGGCGGGACGGGUGAGAACAGUCCGGCAGUCGACCGAUUUAAUUACCAAUAUUUUCAAAGUCGGUGCGAAGCAGCGGUUUGGGUUUUCUGUCGGUUUCUUCUUUGGGCACAAAUCCACACGAGCAUCUACAGAUAUCUUCUUUGUUUUUGUUUUUUAAAUUGCUUUAUGUUGGAAAAGUUUCUUGGAAGCCCGGUUCUGGUCCUGGGUUGGGUCCGGAUUCACACGUAAACCCAGUCUAUCGACGUCGAGGACGGAUUUGUCGGAUUAAACAGUCAAGUUAACAGAAAAGCGAAGCGUAAAAAACACUUUAGUGAGAAAACGGUGCGUAAAACUCGGUCCCGGUCCGAUCCUGAACGGGGCUCUUCUGCUGUUAGCGCCACAGUAUGCUCAAACCCGGUUUAAACAAAACAAAAAACACAUACAAACUAAAAGCACAGGCCAGUAUUAUAACCGUAGCAGUACCACCUCUGUCCACACGGCGGCGCGAAGAUCCUCCGUGAUGCUGCGAGCCGCUAAAAAACCUUUUCUUUGACACAGUUGUUUUACGGUGAUACAAGUGGACCGUUAGGUGAUUACAAAUACUAAAUAUGAGUUUUGGUGUCGGCCGCGAUACUUAAAACUCUGUCAGACUUCCAAAUACAAAAUAAAAGCACGCUGACUGAGGCUCAACAUUAUCUAAUCUAAAAUUAUUUUGUUAACCACAAAGAUUUUCUUGUUUUUGGUGGCACAACGGAGACGAAUAUAAGUACUAAAUGUGAGUAUGUGUCGGGUUGAUGAGUUCUAAUGUUCAGUCUCUGGUCUGCAUGCUUUUAUUUUGUAUUCCGGGGUCGACGGUGAGGCCUGUAAAAGUAUUGGAGCAAAAAAAGGGACAUUUUCACACCUGACACUGAUUAUUAAAGUCUACUUUUAUAACAGGGUGAAACCUUUUUUCUUUUUUUUUUGAUUAGUAAACAAAAAUGAUUCUCUUAAAGCCGGUGAGUAGCAGUACCACCUCUGACCACACGGCGGUGCGGAAAAUCUCCCGUGAUGUUGCGAGCUGCUAACGACGAAAAAACCUUUUUUUUGACAGUUGUUUUACGGUGCUACAACGUGGACCGUCAGGUGAUUACAAAUACUAAAUAUGAGCGUCGUUUUGGUGUCGGCUGCGAUACUUAAAACUCCGUAAGACUUCCAAAUACAAAAUAAACACGUGGACUGAGGCUCAACAUUAUCUAAAAAAAAAUGUUUUUAAUCACAAAGAUUUUCUUGUUUUUGGUGGCACAACGGAGACGAAUAUAAGUACUAAAUGUGAGCGUGUGUCGGGUUGAUGAGUUCUAAUGGUCAGUCUCUUGUCUGCGUGCUUUUAUUUUGUAUUCCGGAGUCUGACGGUGGGGC